Molecule: messenger RNA, 2110 nt
Organism: Carassius auratus (goldfish)
Lineage: Eukaryota; Metazoa; Chordata; Actinopteri; Cypriniformes; Cyprinidae
Exons: 5
Coding region: 370-1461 (363 amino acids)
Source: RefSeq, a predicted model, not a curated record
UGAGCGGAUGACUUUUAUUUUGACGCGCUCACGGCCCGGAAGUCCUGCAUGUCCUCUCGUCGCGUCACUCGUGUGUCGUGUCUGUUAGCUAGCUGCUACUUAUAUAAACAACCCAGAAUUAAAAUAGGAAACAUCAGACAGCAGAGUGACAAUAAACACGCACUGCAUGAGGAAUGAGACGGAACUUAUUCGCUUACGUUUGUAAACUGCGGUAAAGAAAAGUGUUUCGGAAACACUGCUAUUUACAUUUAUAACCGAUUGUUUUUGUUGUUGUUGUGAAAGAACGCGUUGUAUUUGUUGCUCGGGACGGACCAUCCGUGAAUAAUCUGCUUCAUCUCUUAUGUUGGGGAUGUGAUCCUCUCUCACAUUAUGGUCUCAGCCACUCAUGUGACCAUGCCUGUCCAUCCUUUCCUGGUCCUGCUUCCCAUUCUGGGUCUCCUUGUGUUUCCAUAUUCACCCAUGCAUUUGGUAAAUGGCCUCGGGAUAGUGGAAAAACCGAAGAAUUGUUCCCUGAGUCUUUGUCCUGCAGGGGAAUUCGGUUCGAAGGCCCAGAAUGUUUCUUGUGAAAAUGCCACAAAUUUCAAAAACCCGUCAGUGGAACCAGAUGUGAACCUAAAUGACUCUGUCCAUCUGGGCAAAAAUCAGACUGGUGAAUCUGUGAUGCAAAAUCAGCUUUCUGACACAAACUCCCAAUCUUCUCCAGAUGGUUCUUCAAAUAAUGUCACACUUAAUGCUGAUGACUUCAUCUUCAGGACUUCCACUACCACAAAUCUGGCCACUUUACCAGACAAAUUUAUGACCAUAUCGACCACCAACCUUCAGACCACUCCAACAGAGAUGGUCCCCACAACCAUUACAGUGGCAAAACCACCAAUCACCUCAAUAACUCUGACAACACCAGCUGCGACAUCCACCAACACAACUAAACCUAAACCAAUCACAACCAGCCCUACACCCUCUCCAGCCAGCCCUACACCCUCUCCAACAACUAGCAGAAUAACCACCACCUCCAUAACAGUUGCACAAACCAUGUUUUCAAAACCGUCUUCUUCACCAUCACCAUCAGGGACCAAAACUUCCGCCAGCAUCUCACCAUCAGUGCCUACAACAAAUUCAUCCACUACUACCGCAAAACAAAUCCAAACUUCUCCAGCAUCAUCAGAUGAGAAGAAGCCAUCACCAACCACGCCAAAAACCUCAUUGAGCCCCUUAGUAGUGGCAUCUACACUGCCCAAGGACAUUCCCAAAGGGGACCAAGCCGUGAUUGAGGUGGCCGGAGACCCUUUGACCAGCCACCUGUUGAACACAAGCUCCUUGUUGGCCGUUCUUCUGUUUGGCCUCCUCUUCUUCUUGGUCACGGUGGUGCUGUUUCUCAAACAAGCAUACGAGAGUUACAAGCGGAAGGACUACACUCAGGUCGACUAUCUCAUCAACGGAAUGUACUCCGAUUCAGGGGUCUGACCAGGAUUGUUUGGUUUACCUUUCAGUAUAUUUCCUUUUUCAACGGUUGGUAGCAGAUCGACUUUGGUUUGAGACCUCUUGGUAGCACUCAAACACUUGAAAGCCCCUUACGACUUCAAGAUACGAGAAUCCAGUUGGUGCUCGAGUGUAUCUUUUGUUUCUAUGCAGAUUUAGCUUCCACCUAACUCUUGGCACACGGGGCUGAAGCCUUAGUAUUAACUUAGCCCUCAACCUUCAUUCAGUGAAUGUCAUUAUAAGGGAUUCAUAGUGCAAUACCUGGAAAUGUUUUGUCUAUUCUGUCUUGUCCAGUGUUUCAUCUGCGGCUGCUGAGUUGGCUGCAAUAAUUGCCUUUUUUUGUUUGUCAGAACGGUUCAGGAAAAUUCAAAGACAUGUUUAUGAAUUAAUGCCUUUUUUCUUUUGUUUUUUAAUGGGUGUGAGGAAUAAAUGCCAAACCAGGAAUUGUGGUACAGAAGCACAUUAUAGCCAAGGGAAUAACUCCGCCAUUGUGUAUUUAGUGUCUGGAACAAAGAUCAGAUCAGAGGAAGGGAUGAAGUAUGAUCGUUUGAUAUGUGCCAAAUUGAUUUUGUAAGUCUUAAUCGCUGCACUGUUAAAAAGAUGCAUAAUAAAGAAAAAACUUAUUUUGCACUCA